This is a messenger RNA of Coniosporium apollinis CBS 100218, 1155 nucleotides long. RefSeq lists its product as uncharacterized. The record is from RefSeq and is a predicted model, not a curated record. The transcript has a single exon. NCBI's taxonomy places the organism in Eukaryota, Fungi, Ascomycota, Dothideomycetes. Bases 1 to 1155 code for a protein of 384 amino acids.
AUGCCGACACCGUCGACACUAAACAUCGCGCUUCAAAAUAGGACGAACUCAAAUACAGUCUACGCCUACAUCACAGGCCGGGCGCCUGAUCACAACAAUGCUUUAUUCAUUCUUCAGCGGGACGGUAUAACGCCGUACUACCCAACCUCGCCGCCGGAGGAUGGCACUUCUCUAGAGCAGGACUGUGCAAUUCGCCUCGGUGCUCCAGACACGACCACCACAGUCACUACUCCCCACCUCGAUAGUGCACGAAUAUGGUUUUCGGUGGACGGAAAGCUGACAUUCAAAUUGAACCGCGGCCCCGCUCUUGUCGAACCCUCAGUUUCUAACCGCUCUGACCCGAACAUCGAUACUAAUUGGGGGUUUGCUGAGUUCACCUAUAAUAAUCUCCAGCUGUACGCCAACAUCACCUACGUGGACUUUGUGUCAGUGCCGAUCUCGCUCACCCUCACGAGCACCACCGGCGCCACCCAACAUGUUACGGGCAUGCCAGCCAACGGCCUCGACAUCGUCUGCGCUGGGCUCAGAGACCAAGAUGCUCGGGAUAAUGCCGGGUGGAGCUCGCUGGUCGUGCGGCGGCACGGGAGGAACCUGCGCGCCCUGAGCCCAAACAUCGGCAUCGUGGUAGACCCGCUCCUAUUCAAAGGCUAUUUUGAGCCUUACGUUGACCAAGUCUGGCAUAAAUAUGUCACUAAACCUCUCUCAGUCAACACGCAGACAUCAAGCGGCGUGAUAAACGGCCAGGUCAUUCAACCCGAGCUUAUCCUAGGCGCCCACGCAUUUAGCAAACCCUCUACCCGAGAUAUCUUCAGCUGCAGCACGGGUCCGUUCGAGGAGAGGGGGUCUGCUGAGCGAGGGAAUCUGAUCGCUAGACUCAGCGCGGCUUUGAACCGCUCUACCAUCUUGGUUGACGACACGAUACCUGAUACACCUCCGACUUACUUCCAGCAUCCAAUCACGAACCACUACGCGCGAAUUGUGCACGACGCGAAUCUGGACGGCAGGGGAUACGCGUUCCCGUACGAUGAUGUCACUCCGACGGGCGGCAGGGAUCAGUCUGGUGCGGUGAACCAUGGGAGUCCAAGGUUGCUGACGGUUGCUGUUGGUGGGAAUGGCGCGUCUUUGCUCGGGCCUGGUAUCAGAGCUGAACUUUGA